AUUUCUGUCGUACGGGUGUUGCUGUCAACGAAGCCGUAGGGCCGCCGAGGAAAAUAGCGAAAACGCGGCCGCCAAGUACAAAAAAUCCCGCGACACAGUCCUUCGCUUCUCUGUGGCCGCUCUGUGGGAGCAGCGCGCACCGUCGUUGUCGUCCGUGUGUGGUGCACAAUCCGCGAGGGCUCCUCCCGUUUACACCGCCACAACAGAGCGGAUUGAGCGGAGCAAUCGAGCGGCGGAAUCGCGGCGGAAUCCACCUCGGUACAGCCGGAGACAGCUACAACCCGCGCUCAGAGGCCCCCCGGAGUGAGGUCCUCGAUCGCUGGAGCACGAGACGCGCGCAACCACCCACAACCUGCCUUGUGGGGAAGUGCAAAGGGCCAGCGCCUAGUAAAACGGGACGCGUGCGCGUCCGCCCGCCACCCCGGCCCCGGCCACCCACCGAAAGGGUGAAAGUGUGUGCGAGAGUGUUCUGUGCGUCCGCUAGUGUGCAUCCACCCGCCGCGUGUGUAUGUGUGGUUGUGUGCGCGCGCGCGCGCGCCUGGUGUUUUGGUGCGGUAAAUGCUGUCGGCAGUGUGUACGGUGUGUAUGUGUGUAGCAAGGGAGUUGGGAGCUGGGAAAAGGAGACGUGGAAAAUCGUGGUGAACAGUUAAGGAGCGGCCCGCAUCACUCGCACACACAUACAUACACCCAUACACAAAACGUAGCCGCAGCCGCAGCGGAAGUGAGAUCAAGGGUGUAAAGGCCGGGCAGUCGCGACACCCCCUGCCACCGCCGCUCCUUCGUAUCCGGAGAUUCCGGUGUGGCCACAUAUCUCGCCAUCAUCACCACAGCAUCGACGCCGCCGUCGCCAUCAACCCGUUCCGGCAUCGCCCAAUCAUCAGCCGCGCGGGUGCGCGCGCGCGCCCAUCAACCACCACCUUUUCCGCGUGGAGAUAAGCCGUGUGCGUGUUUGUGGGUGGGUGGAAUCGUGUACCGCCCCCCCCCCCCCCGCGUACCCCACUGCCACCGGUGCCCUGUGGGUGAACGAGAGAAAGCGAGGGGCACAAGGGAGCAGGCGAGGUCUCGGCCUGAAUUGAUCGCGGCACCAGCUUCCAAAUUUCUAGGCCAGCAAGCGCAUCACAUCGAAGCAGAGAGAAGUCCAUCCAUCUCGCGUACUCCAACUCACCACCAAUUCCGAGCCCGGCCAGCUUGGAGCAGAGCCACCAAAGGUCACGAGCGCAAAAGACGGCGACGAUGUCGGCAGAUUACAGACACCGCAUGCAUGCAAUACAGGCAGCACGCCAGUGUUGGUGAGGGAUCAGGAUUCGGUUGGGGCGGCUAACGGGAUCGAUACAACAAUAGCGGACGAGCAGGCGAUACUCCUCGACGACCAGAGUCCACAGGGUCCCCGAGUACCGAGUGAGCGCGCGUCCAGGAGCGGCAGCAAUAGCAAGGAAGAGUGCGAACAGGAGGCACGACGAGGGCGCAUAUGCACAACAGGAGCUAGAGCCGCUUACGAUCAUCGCGGAUCGCAAUCGUGUUGAGAAUCGUCAUCGGUUUUCGUUCCACCUUCGCGUACCUUUAGCUGCUCGGGAGGAUGCUUAGCUCCACGACGAAGCACCUGCUGCACUGCGGCCUGCUGCUGUCGAUGCUGCUCGUGUUCGAGCUGCUCUCCGGUGGCAUCAAGGUGAACGAGAACUCGUUCGUGGCGGUCGACCCGUGGGCCGAGUACGGCACAGUGGCCACCAUUGUCCUGUACCUGCUGCGGCUGCUCACCUUUCUCACGCUGCCCCAGGUGCUGUUCAACUUUUUCGGCCUCACACUGUACAACGCGUUCCCGGAGAAGGUGGUGCUGAAAGGUUCCCCACUGCUAGCACCGUUCAUCUGCAUCCGUGUAGUGACGCGCGGCGACUAUGCCGAACUGGUGCAGUCGAACGUGCUGCGCAACAUGAACACCUGCCUGGACACGGGACUGGAGAACUUCCUGAUCGAGGUGGUGACAGAUAAACCGAUCGGGCUGCCGAAGCAUCGCCGGACGCGAGAGAUUGUGGUGCCGCGCGAGUACCAGACCGCCAGUGGCGCUAUGUUUAAGGCCCGCGCCCUCCAGUACUGCCUCGAGGAUCGCGUCAACGUGCUGAACAGCAACGACUGGGUAGUGCAUCUGGACGAGGAAACGCUGCUGACGGAGAACAGUGUGCGCGGCAUCAUCAACUUCGUGCUGGACGGCAAGCACCCGUUCGGGCAGGGUCUCAUCACCUACGCCAACGAGAACGUGGUUAACUGGCUGACGACGCUGGCCGACAGCUUCCGAGUGGCGGACGAUAUGGGCAAGCUGCGCCUCCAAUUUAAGCUGUUCCACAAGCCGUUCUUCAGCUGGAAGGGUAGCUACGUCGUGACUCAGCUCCAUGCCGAGCGUACUGUCUCGUUUGACAACGGCAUUGACGGAUCCGUGGCCGAGGAUUGCUUCUUCGCGAUGCGCGCGUUCGCCGAGGGCUACACAUUCGACUUCAUCGAGGGUGAGAUGUACGAGAAGUCGCCGUUCACCCUGGUCGACUUCUUGCAGCAACGCAAGCGCUGGCUGCAGGGCAUCCUGCUAGUCGUUCGCUCGCCGGUCAUCCCGCUGCGCAACAAGCUGCUGCUCGGCAUCAGCCUCUGCUCGUGGAUCACGAUGCCGCUCUCCACCUCCAACAUGGUGUUUGCCGCGCUCUACCCGAUCCCCUGCCCGAACCUGAUCGACUUCGUUUGCGGCUUUAUCGCGGGCUUCAACAUCUACAUGUACGUGUUCGGGGUGAUCAAAUCGUUCUCCCUUUACCGGUCGGGCGUCGUCAAGUUCCUGGCCUGUGUGAUCGGUGCCCUCUGCACCAUCCCGAUUAACGUGGUCAUCGAGAACGUGGCCGUCAUCUGGGGGCUCAUCGGCAAGAAGAACAAGUUCUACGUCGUACAGAAGGUCGUCACGACCGGACGUCCGCCGGUCACGGUUUAAGACGUGUUACGGAGAAGAGAAAAAAAAGGCCCUCCACUUCGGGAAAGCCCCUCCCCCCAUUCGGAGAAGUGCUGCCUCGACUGCGCUUACCAUCUCUCUAUUUCUUAAGUCCGUCGCUUAUCGAUUAGCCGUUGGCUCGCGUAAUUUGUUAUUCCUGCGAUUUCUUUCAUUUUGCACGACCUGUGUGCACGGUUCAGCCUUCUCUCCUCACUACGCCAUUUCCAUUUGUUCAUACCGCGCGUGACAAUUAUGCGUCGCUUUCGCACUUAAUAUGAGCACGAUUUGUGUGCGUGCACUUACUCCUAGGUUUAGUUUAUUAGAAUAGUUGGUAGGUAAGGCAAGGUCAGGUCAGUGGCAUAGUGGCAGGCAGACAGAUGACACUUUGUUUUUCGGUUUAGACUUCGACCAUCUCUACACUGGACUGGACAAAAUUCAAAUGUCUUUAGGCCCCGGAACGUUGCAGCCACCGGAACGCCUGUUUCGGUGGGGUUUAUGGACGCACGGAAUGGUACACAUUCGCUUCGACACCGGUGCUGCCAGUACGGCUUCUCGCACGCAAUAGAUCCGUUAGCGAAGUAGACAAUAGUUAAAUGCGAAGCAGAAGGAAAGGGCCGGUUAGAAACGAAGCGUGUUCAUGAAAUUGGGCUUUGAUAUUAAAUAACCAAACACGAACGAAGUGUUUCCUUACGAGGUGGCCCUGUUCGUAUUCGCAAUUAACAGACUGCCGUUCUGUUGUUCGUAACCACGUACUCUCUGCCUCUCCCUCUAUCUCUCUCUCAUUUCAUAUAUGAAAUGUCACCCGUUAUGCUCACUCCUUUCUUGGGUUCGCGUUGCCUCUGCCGUAGGGAUCGCAUGGCAAAGUUGUGUCCAGACAACGGUAAUGCUGGAGAAUUUCCCCGAAAAUCACAUCGCUUAGAGCGAGCCUAAUAUUAAAAUAAUCUCCUUUUUAUAAAGCGUACAUAGGUUGAGAGGUGGGGUUGAUGAGAAAAGGUGAAGCGCAGCACAAAGGUAGGGGUUCUUCGUGGUAAGCUCCGGUUCCGGAAAACAUCAUUUAGAAUAAUGUUCGGCUGCAACCCACACUCACACUCGCAGUGUAUCCGCUCGUUCGUGCUACACCAAAGGACAUUCUUUUCGUCAUUCGUCUCGAUUUCAAAUUAAGAAAUUAUAAAAGAAAGAAAACAAAAUGAAGCAAAUGGAAUCUGAAAAUGGA
Molecule: messenger RNA, 4172 nt
Organism: Anopheles aquasalis
Lineage: Eukaryota; Metazoa; Arthropoda; Insecta; Diptera; Culicidae
Gene: egh
Product: beta-1,4-mannosyltransferase egh
Cellular component (GO): cytoplasm
Molecular function (GO): beta-1,4-mannosyltransferase activity
Source: RefSeq, a predicted model, not a curated record